This is a messenger RNA of Rhagoletis zephyria (snowberry fruit fly), 1817 nucleotides long. Its product is annotated as serine/arginine repetitive matrix protein 1-like. Gene Ontology annotation, cellular component: cytoplasm; dendrite; postsynaptic density. NCBI's taxonomy places the organism in Eukaryota, Metazoa, Arthropoda, Insecta, Diptera, Tephritidae. The record is from RefSeq and is a predicted model, not a curated record. Gene Ontology annotation, molecular function: actin filament binding. Gene Ontology annotation, biological process: calcium-mediated signaling; neuron projection development; actin filament organization.
CCUUCUUUUGUUAUUAUUUUUCGCAUAAUUUAUCAAAUUAUUGUGCUGGUGUGUUUUUAGAAAAAUGAAAGUGUACGCAAGCAAAAUGACGACUCUCAAAGCACUAUUGAACGCACCUCUUCAACGCCAAAAUGGAGAAAUCCAUACAUUCGACGCCAGCUGGUAAAGUUUCGCAAAUUGCGAAUCUUUUCCAGCGUAAACCUAUCGAAAUACAGCCGGUGGAACAGUUAAGCGCCGCUGCAGCUGCUGCUGCCGCUGCCGCCGCCGCCGCCGCAGCAGUUAAUCAACAACAACAAGCCAUUGGUGUUGGAAUACCGGCUACAGUUGUACGCACCGAAUCUCAUUCUGCUCGUUUCAAUAAUGCACGCGCGCUUUUCGAAAAGCUCGGCGUGGAGAACAAUUCGAAUUCGAAUGUGAAAAUGUCACGUUCCGGCUCGCGUGACGAUAAUCUUUGUGAAGGCAAUAGCUCGGAUCGUUCAUCGUCGCGUUCCUCAGAUCGUUCGAUAUCGCCACCGAAACGUCGUUCACCCUUUCCACCAGGUUGCAAUGUAGCCGCUUCAUUGGCGAACAAUAAUAAUUGUGCACUGCAAGUUAAUGGCGGUUUAGCGCUGAGUAAUAGUAAGUUUAUCGUAGAACCGGGUAUGAAGCUACAUCACAAUAUUGCACGUCACAAAUCCGAAGACGGUGUGCUAAGCAGCUCAUCAGUGGUCGGCGGUGUUAGUGCCAUACUAUCGGCUGGUGGUGGUAGUGUCGACAAGCCGGAGAAACCGGAACGUAAAUUUAAUUCACGCGAGCUAAUUGAGAAACAAAAGAAAUGGACUUCACAUUUUACGAAAACAAAAUCAAAUCGAACGCAUAGCGACCAAAAUCGUUGUGACAUCAUCCGAACUGUGCCAGGCACAACGCUCUUUUCCGGUUCGGCCAUACAAAUGAAGGAUAAGGAAAAGGAGAGAGAGAAAGAGAAAGACAGGGAGCGUGAAAGGGAGCGUGAGAAAGAGAACGCCAAUAUUGCCGUUACCGUUGCCACCGCCUCCCCAAACGUCAAUCACAAGCCAACCGCUGCCAAUGCGGCUGUAACCAGCAUGGAACAGCUACGUUCACCCAUUUUGGCUGCUGCACAACAGCAUCAGCAAGCACAGGAUCAUCCACCCAGUCCACCGGUACGUCACACUGUCGUACCGCCUGAGAUAAAACCGCGUAGUACCAAUAAAAUUGGUAGCCCCAUUAAAUCGCCACCAUUGCCACCCAUACCAGCUGCCAAACCGAAGAACCUAAGUCCAAUUAAGUUUAACCCAGAACGUGUACGUUCGCCCACAAAACUGGCUGAUGCAACGCAGCCACCUCCACCACCUGCCAAAUCGGCUGCUGUUACGGCAGCUCUACAGCGUUCACUUGAUGAGCAACAACAAGCAACAGCCGCAGCCGCUGCCUCGACAACUGCACCUGUACCACCAGAAAAGCCACGCAAAAAAUCUAUUGAUCUCAUUGAGGGUGAGGAUAGGCUAACGCCAUCUUCGCCCACUUCAGCGACAUUCCAGUACGUGGCCAUAGCCGCAAAGCGUGGUUCGGUGGAUAGUUUGGGUGGUGGCGCAAAUGGCCUGAGCGGUAGCAUUAAUUCGGCUACAUCAUCUUCGCCAGCCGCCAGCGCUUCGUCGGGUCCAUGUUCACCUGUCUACACCGAAGACGAGAAGCAAGAGAAUGAAUCGACUGAGAAAUCAGAAAUGCACCAGUAUUACAACAGUAUGCCACGUUCGCGUCGCAGCGAUAACGAAGGUGAGUGCAGUGCUAGUUUUUGUUGUUGUUUAUACUACAUGUAG